AUGUCUAACUUAGAGAAUAAGGAGAGUAUGCAUAAUGACAUUAAUACCAUAGAUUUUAUAGAAGCCAGAGCCAAAGAAAUCCAGCAUAUAGAAUCUUCAAUCAAUAAGUCAAGUAAGAAGACCAUGCUAUUUCAGAGAUUACCUUUUUACAAAAGAAGGAGAAACAGAAACUACGACAAAAGAAUGUCACGUAAGUUUACAUACAGAAAGAAGGAUAGACAUUUCUUGAGAACACACACAUUUUAUUCCAAGAGAUUUUUUAUGCUAAAACUGGACACUUCUGAGGACAUUUCAGUGCCAUUUAAAAGACGGUUAAAAAGCAAUAAGUACAUUUACAAAUCGCAGGACCGAGGAUUUGUAUUUGAUGAAAGCUUUAGGGGUGGGUGCUUCUGUGAUAAAAAUGAUUUUGUCAGGAUGCUUGAGCUGGGAAUGAGUGUAAAUGAAUCUAGUCUAUUACAGACCGUGACAGCUUCUACUUCCAAGAGCAGCAAGCCAUCCAAUAUGGGUAUUUUAUCAACUAUGACUAAGGCUCCAAUUCAGCAGCUAUUCAACCACAUUGAUCUGUCAAUACAUGAUAGAGUUCAGAGCAUAUCCAAUUUAUUUGAUAUAAUAGUGACAGCAUCAACCGUCUUCUUUGUUGGUGUUUAUCCUGAGCAUCCAAGUCUCCACUUUUCGCCCCUCGACUGCGUGUUUUCAAUUAUGAAAAACGAGAACCAUGACUUUUCCUAUCUCAAAAACCUUAAAUCUGUCAAAGUUUUCAAAAACAAUAGCAACUCUCUUGAAACUUAUAAAAUCAUCUGCGAUAGGUCGGAGGCUAUGCCCAUCUAUGAAAAGCUCAUUAACAAUAGCAUUAUACCAGUAUGCCUUGAAGAGAUCAAUAGAAUAGCUAUUGAGAAUGAUCAAAUAACGGUAUAUGAUAACCUUAAUUCCGAGAUAUUCAAGAUUAUUGAGAGAUCCAAGAACAAGGAAAUAAUUGAGAAGUACAAUAGAACACCCCCAUCAAAAAGGCAAAGCUAUGAUCUUGAUUUUCUAUUUCUUUCCCAAGACAGUGAAAUAUACCGUAAUUUAAAUCAUCCUGGAAAAAUCAUAUACUGUGUUUUUAGUGUUGUGAAAGGCUCUGUUCACAGAUGUGCUCAGCUCUUUUGUGGUGAAGAGUGCAUUGGACGAGUUGUCAGAAGUGAGUACAAAUUCUCUUCUGGCUGCUGUUAUGGUCUUGGAGUGUUGUAUUCUUGGAAGUGCGAUACUGAAAAGUUUAAUUUUGAAGAAAAGUUUACUUGUAAAAAUCUUUCACAGAAAAAUUUCUAUGAAGUAUCAAUUAAAAAGAUAAUGUUGUGUUGA
Molecule: messenger RNA, 1338 nt
Organism: Vittaforma corneae ATCC 50505
Lineage: Eukaryota; Fungi; Microsporidia; Nosematidae
Exons: 1
Coding region: 1-1338 (445 amino acids)
Biological process (GO): tRNA 5'-leader removal
Cellular component (GO): ribonuclease MRP complex; nucleolar ribonuclease P complex
Source: RefSeq, a predicted model, not a curated record